CUGAAAUGCAUGAGUCCACACUUUGGAUCGAUUCACAACGGCAUCUCCUUAAACAUCAGGAGGAGUGAUGGGAGGGUCCAUCCUGCAGUCGUCGCUUCCGUCAACAACAACAGCGUGACAGUGGAGUGGAUCGAGAAGGGCACCAACAAGGGCAAGAAGGUCGAUCUAGCCACUCUGUUCCUGCUGAACCCGGGACUGGCCCUUCCAGAAUACCCCGAGUCAUGUAGAAUCCAAUUCCAGUUGCCAUUGUCCGAGCUCUAUUCGGCCAAGGGCAAUAAGAGCUUGACAAACCACUGGAUGGUGCACCCACAGAAGAAGGAGACGGCUUCGGGGGACAAUGCAGUGAUCUUCAAUGAACCUAUUCUGGUGAAGCAGAGGAAGUCAUACUGCCUACGGGAGAUUGAGAAACUACAGAAGCAGCGGGAGAAGCGGAGACAGCAGUUGCUGGAAUUUCAGGCCAAGAAAGCCCUAAAUGUCAAUGUCGUUAGUCCUAACUACGAAAUCAUGUGUAUGAUUCAGGAGUACCGUAGGCAGAUGGACUACUCCAAGAUGCUCAACUCUGAAACCACAGAUGACCACCGAAUCUGUGUUUGUGUUCGCAAGAGGCCACUCAAUGAGCAAGAAACCCUGUUGAAAGACUUGGACAUCAUUACCAUCCCAACCAGCAACGUGGUCAUGGUGCAUGAGUCCAAGCAGAAGGUAGAUCUAACCCACUACCUUGAGCACCACACCUUCCGCUUUGACCAUGCUUUCGAUGACACUGCCUCCAAUGAGUUUGUGUACAGAUUCACUGCACAGCCACUGGUGGAGAACAUCUUCCACAGAGGUAUGGCCACUUGCUUUGCCUAUGGUCAGACAGGCAGUGGAAAAACCCACACCAUGGGAGGGGACAUUUUUGGCAGAAACCAGGACUGCUCCAAAGGCAUCUAUGCUUUAGUGGCUGAGGAUGUCUUCUUAAUGCUCAAGAAGCCCACUUACGAGAAGUUGGACCUGAAGGUCUAUGGGACAUUUUUUGAGAUUUAUGGGGGCAAAGUCUAUGAUUUACUGAACUGGAAGAAGAAACUCAAGGUCCUUGAGGAUGCCAAGCAACAAAUCCAGGUUUUGGGACUGCAGGAACAGGAAGUGUGCUGUGUAGAAGAUGUGCUGAACCUCAUUGAGCUAGGCAGCAGCUACCGAACUUCAGGCCAGACAUCUGUCAAUGCCCACUCUUCUCGGAGUCAUGCAGUGUUUCAGAUCAUCCUUAAGAGGAGAGGGAAACUACAUGGAAAAUUUUCCCUCAUUGACUUAGCUGGGAAUGAAAGGGGAGCAGACACCUGCAGAACCAACAAGCAGAGGCAGCUAGAAGGGGCAGAGAUAAACAAAAGUCUCUUGGCACUCAAAGAGUGUAUAAGGGCAUUGGGACAAAGUCAGCCUCACACCCCAUUCAGAGCCAGUAAACUGACACAGGUGCUUAGGGACUCAUUUAUAGGCCAGAACUCCUCCACCUGUAUGAUUGCUACAAUCUCUCCAGGGCUGAGUUCUUGUGAAAACACUCUCAAUACUUUAAGGUAUGCAAACCGAGUGAAGGAAUUAACUCUUGAUGCUAGGCUCUUAGGCUAUCUCCAUCCACAUGGGCACCAGGAGUCAAGACUACUAGAUAAACACAUUGUGACCCCUGUAGGGACCCAAGAGAAGAGAGAUUAUAAAAUAUUUUUACAGAGUGAGGAAGAAGAGGAUGAGGAAGAUGAAGAGCAGGUGACAUCUUUAAAAUCAGUUAAAAAAAAUUCAGUAUCAUGCAAUGAAUCCAGCCAGUGGCUCAGAGCCUUUUUAGAGAUGGCAGAUGGAAUAAGCUUUGAUGUAGAUUUCUGUGCUGCCCAGUUAGAGUCCAUCUUGGAGCAGAAAAUUGUUUCUCUGAAAGAAAUCCAAGGAAGGGUGAAAUUAUUUCGGGAAAGCCUCCAGAAGGAAAAGCCUGGCAAUUGA
Vombatus ursinus (common wombat) is the source of this 1959-nucleotide messenger RNA. It is a transcript of the gene KIF2B, whose product is annotated as kinesin family member 2B. The transcript has a single exon. Lineage: Eukaryota; Metazoa; Chordata; Mammalia; Diprotodontia; Vombatidae. The coding region runs from base 10 to 1959 and encodes 649 amino acids. Gene Ontology annotation, molecular function: microtubule motor activity; ATP binding; microtubule binding. The record is from RefSeq and is a predicted model, not a curated record. Gene Ontology annotation, biological process: microtubule-based movement.